AUGACUAAUAUAUUAAGUUUUCUCACAUUGAUCAAUGUGAUUAAUGUUCACUUUUAUUUCGUGCAUGGAUUCCCGAAAUCGGACGUCGAUAAUUUUUACAAUGGUGCUAGCUAUCCAUUUCCAUACUUUACUCGGGACGAAUGGGAAGCAGACAUCCCUAUGAAUGUUAAACCUCUAGCCAAACCGGUACCUUACGUGGUCAUCCAUCAUACCUACAUACCGAGUGCUUGCAACACAUCCGAGGAGUGUUUCAGGGCAAUGAGGUCCAUGCAGAAUUAUCACAACAGCUUAGGCUGGGGGGACAUUGGAUAUAAUUAUUGCAUCGGUAGCAUGGGUGGCGUAUACGAAGGACGUGGCUGGAACAGCAUUGGCAUCCACGCCGGGCGCGCUAAUAAUUUUAGCGUCGGCAUUUGUUUAAUUGGCGACUGGAGAGUGGCAACACCACCUGAAGAAAUGUUGGAGACAACAAAGAAACUUAUAUCUGUUGGUGUUGAAAAUGGAUCUAUCAGUCCUGUUUAUAAGCUCGUCGGACAUAACCAGACCAUGGCUACCGAGUGUCCAGGGCCAGCUCUCUUUAACAUAAUUUCAAAAUGGGACCAUUACACAAAAGAAAUCUUGAAAUUUUAA
Messenger RNA from Parnassius apollo (apollo), 627 nucleotides. NCBI's taxonomy places the organism in Eukaryota, Metazoa, Arthropoda, Insecta, Lepidoptera, Papilionidae. The record is from the annotation of a GenBank genome assembly.